GGCAGCAGAGGAGCCCAGGGGACCCUGCCACCGAGCGCACCGCACCGGCCCCAGCUCAGCCAUGCUGGCCUGUCUGCAGAGGACCCAGAACCCCCCGGGCCAGCACCUGGCCUGCCCGAGCAAGAGCCUGGAGCGGCGCAAGUGCGAGGCGGUGGCCAGCUCCAUGCAUUCCUCCCGCUACCCGAGCCCGGCCGAGCUCGACGCCUACGCUGAGAAGGUGGCCAACAGCCCGCUGUCCAUCAAGAUCUUCCCCACCACCAUCCGGGUGCCGCAGCACAAGCACCUGGGCCGCACCGUCAACGGCUACGACACGUGCGGCCAGCGCUACAGCCCCUACCCCACAGCAGCCCUGAGCAGCAGCCUGCAGUCGCUGGAGUAUCUCAUCAACGACCUCCGGCCGCCCUGCAUCAAGGAGCAGAUGCUGGGCAAGGGCUACGAGACCGUGGCGGUGCCCCGGCUGCUCGACCACCAGCACGCCCACAUCCGCCUGCCCGUCUACAGAUAA
Myotis brandtii (Brandt's bat) is the source of this 505-nucleotide messenger RNA. RefSeq names its product family with sequence similarity 222, member A (gene FAM222A). The coding region runs from base 62 to 505 and encodes 147 amino acids. NCBI's taxonomy places the organism in Eukaryota, Metazoa, Chordata, Mammalia, Chiroptera, Vespertilionidae. The record is from RefSeq and is a predicted model, not a curated record. The transcript has 4 exons.